Cherax quadricarinatus is the source of this 6288-nucleotide messenger RNA. Its product is annotated as transcriptional repressor scratch 2-like. The record is from RefSeq and is a predicted model, not a curated record. Gene Ontology annotation, molecular function: DNA-binding transcription factor activity, RNA polymerase II-specific; RNA polymerase II cis-regulatory region sequence-specific DNA binding. NCBI's taxonomy places the organism in Eukaryota, Metazoa, Arthropoda, Malacostraca, Decapoda, Parastacidae. Gene Ontology annotation, biological process: regulation of DNA-templated transcription.
UGUCGGAGGGAGCAAGACCGGGGAGGAUAGUGCCACUUCCGCGGGCGAAACAGUGCCCUGGAUCGUGGUUUCGGCCAGUUUAGAGGACGCCGAGAGGGACGUCUGGCCGUGGCUGGAAGGCAAGGAACACCACCAUCGCUGGAAACGUCGUCCAGAGGCGGCGAAACAUCAGCCCAUGUCCAUGCUGGGGUGUCAGCAGUCCUGGUGGCUGACAAUUGUUGCUUCAGAGUGAAACAGGUGGCAGUGAAGUGACGCAGGAGCACGUUGGUUACCUUCACCUAGUGCCUUCACCUGAGUAAAGAAAAUGCCCAAGGAAUUCCGCCGUAGGUUCCAGUGCUCCUGACGCGGCUCCCUGGAGCACCUAAUCCACAAUACUGCUCCUAUGCAACGCGGCUUAUGUGCUCCUGUGCCAUGUGUACCUAUGUACCUAGAUAUGUACACCGGCUCCUGUGUACGGCUGGAAAUUACUGUGACUGUGUGUACGCGUGUGUACGGUGAACUGUGACACUUAUUUCUUCCCCUUAACCCCUAAUUUCCCCCUUUUGCCCCUUACCCUUGCAAUCUCCGGGAAUCUGAAGGGGUUGAAGGGGUUACAGGAUCUGAUUUAAGGGGUUAAAUGCUCCCUUUCCCUAUCGAAAUCAAGAAAUUCAGUUAAGGGGCGUUCUGGCCCUACUUUUAAGGGGUUGAAUGUCGUCUACCCAAGCAGUAGCGUGCCUGCUGACUCCUCAGCAGGGCAGUGACAUGCCCCGCUGCUACCUGGUCAAGAAAGUGCCCAUGGUACGUGAUGUGGGCACUAAGGGCUGUUCCUCACCCACGGCAGCUGCCCCUGCGCCACCCACACCUCCAGACAUGUCCGAUCAUGAUGCUCACACACGUGUAUAUCACGAACUCCGGGCGGCAGACCCUUGUUUUACCUGCACCUUCCAGUAUUAUCCUACGACCCCUGACCAUGCUUAUGCUCAUGUACACACGACUACCACCACCUCGACGACUUUCCACCAGCCUUGCCUCUCCACCAGUCAGACUUAUCUGCCUACCACACGCCAGCAGCCCACACACACGCCCUGUCUGCGUACUGCUCAACAACAAGCUUGUUUGGAGUCCAGUCAACAAGCGUCUCUACCAACCAUCCAGCAGCCUUGCCUUCCUGCCAGUCCACACUCGUGCCAGCAGACCAGUCACCAGUCUAGUCAUCCAGCGAGCUACCAGUCUAGUCACACCUUCACUCCAUUGCAUCUAAGACCUGUGGAGGAGACAGAAGCGGCUCACGACCUACUGGAGUUGGCUCGUUCAGCUCCUGCCUACUCCUAUCAGCCUCCCACGCCAGCUUCCUCCUGUGACUCCCUGGAGGCUCCCUCAACUAGCUACUCAGAGGCCACAGUGUGUAAUGGGGAUGAGCACUUGUACGAGGACAGUGAGGCCAGCCUCAUUUCUACUCCUACACCGUCUCCGGCAGGUAGUAGUGAUGCGGAGAACGUAGCCCCUCCCUGCUCCCUAGGACUCAAUGAUGGACGUUCUAGGGUAAGGAUCGGAAGGACCGAAGGAGUGAGGUUAGGGCGUCAUAAGCCGCGGUACACGUGUUCUGAGUGCGGGAAGCACUACGCGACCUCCUCAAAUCUCUCGCGGCACAAACAGACGCAUCGCGACCUCGACUCCGGCAACGCACGUCGCUGCCACGUCUGCGGGAAGGCGUACGUCAGCAUGCCGGCACUUGCCAUGCACGUGUUGACGCAUAACCUGACGCAUCGGUGCGGCGUGUGCGGCAAAGCGUUCUCUCGCCCCUGGUUGCUACAAGGCCACAUGCGCUCACACACAGAGAAGCCUUUCGGGUGCGCUCACUGCGGUAAGUCCUUCGCCGACCGAUCCAAUCUGCGCGCACACAUGCAGACGCAUUCCCAGCUCAAGAACUUCAGGUGUAAACGCUGUAACAAGUCGUUCGCUCUCAAGUCGUACCUCAACAAACACUACGAGUCAGCGUGCUACAGGGACGGUGCUUGUGGAGAAAUUUGCACUUCCCCGGGUCCCUGAACCAGGCCAACCACACCUAUGAACUUGUGUGUGGCCAUCCAAUUGUACCUACUGUGGACCUAAGUGGCCACAACUUCAACCCACGGUGGGCCGAGGUAUGGCCACGAAUACGCAAUCUAUAAACCUUAAAGUGGCCAUACCCGCUAACUCACACGUGGAUCUGUGACCUGAAUUAAGACUUGGCAAUAAGGUCAGGUAACCUGACAGGUAGUUUAGCAGAUCUUCCAGAAGGUGCACUAAAAUUUAACAGCGAAAAAAACAAGUGCUUUAUUUUGCUCCUGUAAAAUUUAUACUAUUAUUCAAUAUUGUGAUCUGUGAUUUUUAUGUGGCAUUGUAUAGUACGGAAGUCAUGGUAACGACCUGAUCCCCGUGGUCUUAAAGACAUAACGAACGACACCGUGGAUUUCUAUGGUCUGUUUAAUCUUGUAUUAGCAAGGUAUUUAGGAUUCAAUACGGCAUAAGGUAUUCUGUGGCCCUAUAAUCCCACAACAAAGUAGCAAGUUUCUCAUCUUAAUGGAGAAAAUAAGAAGUUGUAUAACAAGUUUGGGACAACGUUUUGCCCCGAAAACACUUCGUGAAGAGCGAAACGUCCCAGUAUAUACUUGUUCUACAACGUGUCUUCUUUUUCACCAUGUGAUCUACUUUCUACGAGAUCAAAAUUAACGAUAAACGAACCCUGAAAAUGUAGAGAUAGCAAUGGCUGGUAUUCCUACAUCAAUUUCUAAAAAGUAAUAACUGGAAAUUAUACAGCCAAAGCAAACUAUUUAGCCUGCUAGGUUUAAACUCUAUCUAUCACAUGAUUAGGGCCAUAUGCCACCUAGUGGUUAACAUCAAAAAUAUUUAGAUGAGUGUUGAAUAUGAGAGAUGAGGAACCAGCUGGGUGGAACCAGACCGACCAAGGUCGAAUUAGUUUAUCUAGGGCCGGAUUGGUUUCACCAGGGCCGGAUUAGCUUAACCAGGGCCGGAUUAGCUUAACCAGGGCUGGAUUAGUUUAACCAGGGCUGGAUUAGUUUAUUCAGGGCCAGAUUUGUUUCACCAGGGCCGGAUUUGUUUACAUGACACCCACCAAAAUCUUAACUCAAUUCAAUUCUUCAAUCACCAGCUUCUCUCGGCUGCAACUGAAGCCAUUAUCUUUUGCGAAGUGAAUCACGCGUCUUGUCACCGUCUUGUAGACCAAGAAACCUACUACGUCGUCUACAUUACCGGCUUUUCGUAGACAGAAAAACGAGGGAAACGGACGUGGAUGCCUUCACUUGAAAUACACCAAAGACUUUUCGGGCAUGUGGACCUUGUUAACAAUCAAAACAUCGUCCCAGGACCGAAACAUCUUAAUGAAACGUGUCCUGACACAUACAUGGCUAUCUUCCUAAAGCUGUCUCUAGGCAUUUGCCUUCUUAAUACUCACAAAAUAAUUCUGGGAAUUCCCUUUCCACUUAGUGCAAAAAAUCUUCGGAAAAAACAAAUUCACAGAUCAAACGAAUUCAAGGCCCAUUUUAUAUGGGGUUCGAAUCUCUGACUGCGUAGGAUCAAACACCAACAAAACAGUAAAAAUGUCGUAUUUUAAUUCUCUGUAAAUUAUAGACAAUGCUAUUCAACAGAAACAGGAAGUUGAGGCCUAAUUAGGCCUAAAAAUGGUCUUUAAUAAUGAAUUCUUGACGAGAAACACAAGUGUAUUUCCUGAGCUGACUCACAGAACAGUGCUUGCAGUCCUCCAGUUCUCACGGUGCUCCAGUUCUCACGGUGCUCCAGUUCUCACGGUGCUCCAGCACUCACGGUACUCCAGUACUAACGGUAUUUCAAUACUCACGGCACUCCAGUACACACGGGUUUUCCAGUACUCACGGUGCUCCAGUACACACGGGUUUUUCAGUAUUCACGGGUUUUCCAGUACUCACGGUUUUCCAGUACUCACGGCUUUUCCAGUACUCACGAUUUUCCCAGUACUCAUAAACUGCUCCGUUACUCAGUGUUAAUACUCAUCGGGUGUUCCAGUACUCACAAUGCUCCAGUACUCACAGUGCUCCAGUACUCUCAGUUAUCCAGUGCUCACAAGGCUGGAAUGGAAGCCUCUGAAGACCCAAAGGAACCCUUGCAAACCCUAAGUCAAUCUCUGGAGACCCAAAGGAACCCAUGGGAAGCCUAAUCUUUGGAAACCCAAAGGAACCUUAAAAAGGCCUAGCUAAACCAGUGAAAAGCCGAACCCUCUGGAAACCCAUAGGAAUCCUUGGAAAGCCUAAUUAAACUUCUGGAACAACUGCAAAGCCUCUGGAAAUCCAAGCCGAAAAGAGCCUCUGGAAAGCCAAAGGAAUCCUUGGAAAGCCUAAUUAAACUUCUGGAACAACUGCAAAGCCUCUGGAAAUCCAAGCCGAACAGAGCCUCUGGAAAGCCAAAGGAAUCCUUGGAAAGCCUAAUUAAACUUCUGGAAAUCCAAGCCGAACAGAGCCUCUGGAAAGCCAAAGGAAUCCUUGGAAAACCUAAUUAAACUUCUGGAACAACUGCAAAGCCUCUGGAAAUCCAAGCCGAACAGAGCCUCUGGAAAGCCAAAGGAAUCCUUGGAAAACCUAAUUAAACUUCUGGAACAACUGCAAAGCCUCUGGAAAUCCAAGCCGAACAGAGCCUCUGGAAAGCCAAAGGAAUCCUUGGAAAACCUAAUUAAACUUCUGGAACAACUGCAAAGCCUCUGGAAAUCCAAGCCGAGCAGAGCCUCUGGAAAACCAAAGGAAUCCUUGGAAAGCCUAAUUAAACUUCUGGAAAUCCAAGCCGAACAGAGCCUCUGGAGAGCUCUACAAAGGUUGAUGUGAGCAUGUCUGUGGGUCAUGUUCGGGAAAGUUACACAUUUUUUUUUCACUCUCCCAUGAAUGUCCGUCACCUUCAGACAUAUGAACUUUCUUGAUCAUCGUUUACAAAUGCACGUUUCCGAAGACUCCCAAGCUGCUGUAAAAUGACUUUGUAAGCUGAUUACUUUGUAAGUUACUUUGCUAGCAGUUGCUUUUUAGAUUAAUUAUUUUUUGAACACAUUGUAAAAAAGUGACUUUGUAAACGAGUGACUUUGUAAACGAGUGACUUUGUAAACAAGUGACUUUGUAUAAACAACAGCUGUAUUUCGUAUUUCGAUUAUCACACAAUUUGUAUUAAAUACAACUAUAAAGAGGUUACAAUAGGCACUAGCUUGUAAUGUUCAUGGUACUUUAAUGGGGGAGCGGUACAGCCGUAAGGGUAAAACAGCGCCUGAGGAACGAGAGGCCAAUCAAGUUUGAUGAGAGGAGAAAAGGGAAGCUACCUCCAGUUCCUUAGAUCAAGAGUCCUUCAGUGGCAGCACCUCCUCCUCCCUCCCUCCAUGAAGGGACAAGGCAUUAGGGUCGAAAUCUCUCAGAACGAUGAUUAGCAGUAACCACAUUAAUAUAUUUAAGCAAUAAGCAUAGCAAUACGUAUAUUGUUACCGCAUCAUAACUAGAAGUAGUAAGCUAAAACUAGAAACUAAUAAAUCUAGAAUCUCCUUCAUAAGUUGUGAUCUAGAGUCGUUAUUUUUAUACGAGGUAAAUUGAAUGUUUUGCGUUUCCUUUGACAUGGUUGUAUGUAAGGAGGAUGUUGAGGACCUCCUUGGUGUGCUCCUUGCUCACAUUCUCUCUCUCUCCCUCUCUCUCUCUCUCUCUUUAUAGUAGAUAAUUCUUCUCAGCGGAUACAAUUGGUGAGGAUUUCCAAGUCCUCUGGUAUCUCUCUUUCCCAUUUAUUCGUUUAAACUCACUCUCUCUCUCUGUAUCUACUCUACAAAUCUGUUAUCUCUUAGCAAUACCAUUGUUCCGUUCAUGUUCUUCUUCUUCUUUUCAAUUAAGAUCGAGUUACAGUCAACCACAGGAAUUCCUAGACAGCAUCUCACCAAUAUUCCAAAUGAGAUUAGGUAAUCAAUUUACAAUUACUGAAGCCUUAAAGGGGUCAUACAGCGCCUGGUAAAUGGGAGGAUGUUAGGUUUGAUCUGAAGGAGGGAAGAAUAACUCAGGUUCUUUGGAUCAAGACCCCUUCAGCAUCAAGCUGUUACUCUUGAAGGGAAAAUUGAUAGAUGUCAGUAUGUUUUCUUUGAGAUGAGUUUUUCUGAGAUGAAUUUUUCUCUGACAUGAUUUUUGAGAUGACUUUUUAGAUGAUUUUUUAGACGUCUCACCAAAAUUGAACCCAAAAAGCUUCAUUUGUUUAGGGAUCUUCAUUUAACAUAUUGAAUCUUAACAAAUUACAGAUUUUGGGUGAGUGGGUUGGGAUUUUAGGUAG